GCAGCUUCAAACAAAUCCAUAGGAAACCUAAUUGCUACAGAGGAUCACACCUAAACUCUAGUUCUAUGAAUGCUGGGGAUGAACAAUCAAUAUAUCCGUCGGGAAGUCUUUUGCUGUGAAACUUGUCAUGAGCUCAAAAGUUUCUGGGAAAAAGAAAUUAGCAAACAGACUUGUUACAGGGAACUGGAGGAAGAUCGUCAGGGAAGGAGCGCCCUGAGAAAGCGGAACAGCAGAUUACUGCCGAUGGUGCUUAUCAGAUGGUUCCUAUUACAUGCGAAUCAUGAGGUCUCCUGAGAGAAGAGUAUUGGGAGAGUCAAUCUGCCAAGAACCCUGAAUAUCCCUGCACAUUCUGUCUGGCUGUAACAAGAAUAUAAGGUCUUGACUAUUCUUUAUGAAAGCAUGUCUCAUGGCUAUAGGUACAGCAAGCGACCUGGAGAGGUGAAAUACUAUUAUCCCACAGAAAAAAAGAUUUACUACUGUUCACUGUAAAAAAAAAAAAAAAAAAAAAAAAAAAA
This is a messenger RNA of Canis lupus familiaris (dog), 515 nucleotides long. Its product is annotated as protein FAM240B-like. Lineage: Eukaryota; Metazoa; Chordata; Mammalia; Carnivora; Canidae. The record is from RefSeq and is a predicted model, not a curated record. Bases 70 to 294 code for a protein of 74 amino acids. The transcript is spliced from 3 exons.